Penicillium macrosclerotiorum is the source of this 516-nucleotide messenger RNA. RefSeq lists its product as uncharacterized. The transcript has a single exon. NCBI's taxonomy places the organism in Eukaryota, Fungi, Ascomycota, Eurotiomycetes, Eurotiales, Aspergillaceae. The coding region runs from base 1 to 516 and encodes 171 amino acids. The record is from RefSeq and is a predicted model, not a curated record.
AUGGGCUGGUUCGACGGCCCUUCCAGAUCGUCUUCAAGGGGUGCCUAUGUGCGUCGACGCAGCUCUCCCGCUCGCAGUAAGACUGGCUAUCAUUCAACCCAGCAUUCGCGACACUCGGCCCCGUCUAUUUUCUCUCUCGGUCGUGGGGGAAGCGGAGGCCGAUCGCGAAGCCCCUCAGUCUUCUCCUCCUUCUCCUCCUCAUCGCGACGAGCUCGGCCUCGGGAGGGAUUUGUCCAGCGUAUGAUUCAUGCCAUCAAGCGACUCUUCCGUGAUAUCUAUCGCUACGCCCGACACCACCCCAUUAAGGUGUUUCUGUUAGUCAUCCUCCCACUGCUGACGAGCGGUGUCCUGCCCAAGUUACUCGCCAUGAUUGGCAUCCGCCUGCCUCAUGGCAUCACGAGUGCUCUCGGGGGCGCCGGCGCCGGCGCGGCGCGGGGUGGAUUAGAGGGAAUGGGGGGCAAGGGCCUCUCGGAGAGCGUCAAUGGCUUGGUGAGCCUGGCGAAGAUGUUCGCCUGA